Molecule: messenger RNA, 3247 nt
Organism: Anguilla anguilla (European eel)
Lineage: Eukaryota; Metazoa; Chordata; Actinopteri; Anguilliformes; Anguillidae
Product: zinc finger protein 467
Exons: 2
Coding region: 325-1719 (464 amino acids)
Cellular component (GO): nucleus
Source: RefSeq, a predicted model, not a curated record
CAAGGCAAGUCAGGUGGCUGGGGUUUGUGGAAGUCUUGAUAAACAGUGGGUGUUUUGGUUGCUUUUAACGAUCAUCAGGCGCCAUACAUGGUAAAAACUGGAUUCAAACAAUAAUUUGCUGCAUAUUGCUUGGUUGCAUCAGAGACGUUUUAUCACUUCAGACUUAACUUAUUUCCCUGCUUUGUGUAACUAUCGUUUGUUGCUUUGAAACGCGGACACCGUACAGACCGCUAUACGACGGCUUUCUUUACUAUAACAUCUAGACAGCUACACUAUAGCCUAUUCGAACAAGCAAGACAUUGGUAUAUUUUACCGUAGGGAAAUAUGGAUGCCAACGUUUCUUUUUUAAAAUACGAAUUGGCCUCCACCAUCGAGCAGGCGGUAAGAAACGCCGUAGAGACCGUAUUGAGGGAAACGGCGAGGCUAGUAGGAAGCAAGCUAUCCGCGGCUCAUACUGCUGCCGCAGAGUCUCAUCGAGAGAAUCAAAGUUUGAGAGAAAGGUUGGACAUUUCAGAGAGCGAACUGAAGGCGGUGCGUUACUAUAUGACGGCUGCAGAGAAGAAUAUCAAACAGUGUUUGCUUCUCAAUCAGAGUCAACCACGCUCACACACCAUAAGCUCUGAACCUUCAAACAGCGGAGAUACCCUGUUUUCCCUACCCUCUAUAUCCGACCCGACACUUAGUCCUCAUGGCAUCGGUGCUACACGCAGGUCGGUGAAAUCGCUUCGCAACUUACCUGGACGGUCUCAAUUUUCCAAGUCAUUUCCUAGUGUAGGUCUCUGCUUACCGACUGUGCAGCCAGAGUGGGGUAGAACCGCUACGAACCGCAGGAGAAUGCGUUCCUCCCCUUCAGGAAAUCUAUAUGUGACAAACCAUAGCCGAACCACACACAACGAUUUGCAAACGGAACACGUAUUGCUCGAAACUGCGGAGGAUCCGGAGAAUCAAUUUUAUAUUACCGACGAAGGCGUCGCAGAUAAAGGUAUGCAUUUUCUAGAAUAUACGGGCACUGUGGGGUCAGAUGAGAAUGACGGAAGAGUUCUGCAGGAGCAGGACAGCAUGGUGGGGCAGCCCAAGGAGCAGCCUGAAAUCGGCAAGUUUGAGUUUGAGAUGGGAGCCCCUGCGGGGGACGUGAACGAGCUGGGUCUGAUCCGGGUUAUGGAGGAUGGGGACGAAGUCAAAGAUGGGGCAGUCAAGAUUGAGGACGACACCGAGGAUCCUGCCCUGGAGCCCCUCGUCUCCCAUCUGUCCGUCCCAGCCCAGCAGUUGUCACCCCCGUCCGGGGAAAGCGGAGGCGGCGGUGUGAGCUUCACAGCGGCUUCCAUGGAAUCUGCCGACAUGGCCGCCAUGCAGAUGCAGAGGGAGAGCCCGGACAAGGUCCACCGCUGCAAUGUGUGCGGCCGCGGGUUCCGCCGAUUCUACUGCCUCAAGACCCACCAGCGGAUCCACACGGGCGAAAGGCCGUACCCCUGCAGGUACUGUGAGAAGCGCUUCCGCCACCUUGACAGCCUGCACAAGCACCAGCGCAUCCACACCGGGGAGAGGCCAUACCGCUGCACCCAGUGCAGCUGCUGCUUCCGCGAACUGGGUCAGCUCAAGAAGCACCGACUGACCCACUCGCCCGUCCCUCUCACUCCCCACCCCACGCUUUCUCUCGCCCCGGCAACACACUCCUUCUCCUGGUCUCAUCUCACUUCGCAGUCCCUGGAUUCCACUUAAGAGCAGUGGUGCGAUCGGGGGAUGAUAUCUGACUUAUUUUAUUUGCACACACAGCUCUAAUUGAAGCACGGGACAGAUGUCCAGACAUGAAUGGCCAGCAAUCGCAGCAAAGAAAUAAUGUUCCCGUAAGGUUUAAGGUUACAGUUGUAUUUUUAAAUUUUGCUGCAGUGCAAUGGCAGUGGUGAUAAUUGUGUAUAUGUGUUAGGUACAUAGAAUAGAAAUAAUUAGAAUUAGGGCUGUCUGGGUUGUGUAGAGGUAUAAGCACUCUCCUACCACCGCAGAGAAGCGGGUUCAAUCCAUUACAGGCAUUUGGCAGACGCUCUUAUCCAGAGCAAUCCCCAGCAGCGGUACUUCCGGCUUGGUCAGACGUUCCUACACAAUUGGCAGUGUUCGUGGGUGGGAAGCCGGGGAGGGUAUGAGUCCUGAUCGUUGCAUUAGCGACUGGUUAGUCGGGGCACCUGUUCAGGGAGGGGAUCUGGGGGAGAUAGCGUGAACCUUACGCUCUCCCAGUGAAACUCCACGCUGUCGGGUGAAAAGAAGCGGCUGGCGACUCUCCAUGUAUCGGAGGAGGCAUGUUGUAGUCUACACCCUCCCCAGACCAACAGAGGAUAGCGCAACGACCAGAACUGUGAUACACACGGGGAAUUAGUGUAACGACUAAAUUGGGAAGAAAAUAGCAAAUAGAGAAAAAAAAUUAGAAUUAGUCAUUUUGUACAAGACUGUUUUGAUGCAUUUUCCAGAGGACAUUUUCCAGAGGACUUGUGUGGAUAGCCUAGGUUUCUGUGGGAAAUAACUUCGGAAUCUGGCACCCACCAAUCAUGGUUUUCUUUUUGCAUAUAUCAAUAAUACAGCAGAGCUGAUGUUUGUUUGGUGUGAUAAAUGGGGAUGAAAGCGUGGGGCCAGCUGUUUUUCUUUCAACCUCAGUUUAUGUUUGACCAAGUUAUCUCCAUGGUUUUGGUAUUUACUGUAGCAGUUUCAGUGUCUUAGCAUAACAUCUCCGUGUGUUACUACACAUCCCAGUGUGUUAUAAACCUGUUUACACUCUGCUCCCACCAUGGUCUUUGGAUCAUGAGGUCAGAUUUUGUGUCUUUAUUUACCAGGGUCUACUAAUUUGUAUGUUGUGCUAAAUUGUUAACCAUGUUGAAACAAUAUGGUGUUUGCCCUGUCUAAGAUUCUAAAUUAUAUAUUUCUCUGUGCAAGGAUACCGGUGAAUUCAUUUACUCAUUGUUGAAAAUGUGCUACUAUAAUUAUCUAACUGCCUGUUCUUACUAGCCACUUUUAGAUCUGCUUGGCUGCUAUUAUAUCAACUUUUUAAUGGGGUUGUUGACAUUUUCAGUUUCUCCGGGUAGACCUGUCCCUAUAUCCUUCCAGCAGCAUCAGUGAUUUUUUUAAUAUGUGAAAUAUGGACUGAAAACUGCAGAUACAUGGAAGCUGAAGGAGGCAAAAUUAUUAUACUAUUUCUUGUGUGUUAUUAUUACAUGAAAAAAUCUUGUUAUUUCACUGUGCAAAUUAAAACUAGGUUAUUUCA